AGGGCAGCUUCCGCUCCAGGCUUCCGCGUGGCAGACAGAGUGCAGAGCCCAUUCCACCCAGUGUGGUUACCCCAAGCAACCCACUUCUCUUCCCCCAUGCCAGCUCCAACGUGCUCCUCCUGCCAUGCAGCCCGCGCCGCCCUCCGCCGCCCGCGCUCCGGGCAGGCUCUAUGCGGCUCCUGCUUCUGUGCAGCCUUUGAGGCCGAGGUGCUGCACACCGUGAUCGCCGGGCGCCUGCUGCCCUCGGGUGCCGUGGUGGCUGUGGGCGCCUCGGGUGGCAAGGAUUCCACGGUACUGGCACACGUGCUGCGCGAGCUCGCGCCACGCCUGGGCAUCACGCUGCACCUGGUGGCGGUGGACGAGGGCAUCGGCGGCUACCGUGACGCAGCCCUGGAGGCCGUGAGCAGCCAGGCCGCGCGCUGGGAGCUGCCGCUCACCAUUGUGGCCUAUGCAGACCUGUUCGGGGGCUGGACGAUGGAUGCCGUGGCCCGCAGCACUGCCGGCUCUGGCCGCAGUCGCUCCUGCUGCACCUUCUGUGGGGUGCUGCGGCGGCGCGCGCUGGAGGAGGGUGCACGCCUCGUGGGAGCUACACACAUCGUGACUGGCCACAAUGCCGACGAUAUGGCGGAGACAGUGCUCAUGAACUUCCUGCGCGGUGAUGCUGGGCGGCUGGCGCGGGGUGGAGUGCUGGGCUCUGCGGGCGAGGGGUGCGCACUCCCGCGGUGCCGGCCUUUGCAGUUUGCUUCGCAGAAGGAGGUGGUGCUGUACGCUCACUUCCGCCGCCUGCGCUACUUCUCCGAAGAGUGCGUAUAUGCACCCGAGGCUUUCCGCGGCCACGCUCGCGACCUGCUCAAGCGCCUGGAGGCAGCGCGACCUUCGGCAGUGCUGGACCUCGUGCACUCAGCAGAGCGCCUUGCUCUUGCCCCAGCAGCUCGGCCCCCUCCUCCAGGUACCUGCACCCGCUGCGGGGCACUGGCCAGCCAUGCGCUUUGCCAGGCCUGUGCGCUCCUGGAUGGCCUCAACCGAGGCCUGCCACGCCUGGCUAUCGGCAAGGGCCGCCGCAUGUUACAAGCCGAGCCGCCACUGCCUGGGAACCCAAGCCAGGCCACCAGUGACCCUGCGGCCCCACAGGAAUCCUGCAGCUGUGAGCAAUCUAGAGAUGGAGCCACCCUGUGCAGGGAAGGAGGAGACCGGGCGGGGGCCACCUGUGACCUACAGAGUGAUGUGAGCCCCUCGGAGUGACCUGAGUCCUGAACUCUACAUUGUCCUGUGCCCUGAAAAGUGACCGUGCCCAGUAGUGCCCUGUUCUUGUGAAGCGAUCUGUGCACUGUGAAGUGACCGCCUUGCCCUUCCAGAGCUUCCUAAGUGGAGUGACUGUGUACCAUGGAGGGACUGUGCUCUGCACAGCAACCUGAACCUUGGAGACAGUGAGGGAGCCCCGGGCUAGGCUACCAGGCCUGAGGGAGAAGGGACCAGCAACCCUGCAUUCCUGCACACCUCUGUGGGCUCUGAAUAGCCCUGGCCUCACUUUGUCUGCCCAAGUCAGGUAAACAAAGUCAAAGGAGUAAUAGGAACACAUUCACAUCGUCACCCUGCCCUUUCAUCAAGGGAAAACUUGCUCCUGAGAGAGUCAGAGAAAGUUUAUUCUGAACCAGAAGCUUCUGGUGCAGGGUAUGUGGGUUCAGGUUGCCCCAGGGACACUGCUGUGGUAGCAGUUACACAACUAUUUACAGCCCUAGAACAAAAGAAAGUCAUUAAUCAAGCCAUUGGCCAGAUGCACUGGUGUAGGUAGGUUCCAGCAAGGUUUGGGAAAUCCCUGCUGUGGGUCUCAGCUGCUAUCUGAUGACUUUCUUUGCCUGUGAGUCAUUGGAAGCCAAUGGUCUGCUGAGUUGAUACAUUCCAAACCAAGUUUGUGUGGUUUUCACAUGACUGUUGGGUCAGUGUCCUGGCUGGUCAUUUUUUGUUUGUUUGUUUUUGUUUUAUUUUGCUAACUUGCCCCAGGCUGGGAUCAUCUGAGAAAAUGUCUCCUUCAUAAGGUUGACCUAUAUGUAAGCCUUUGGAGCAUAAGGUUGACCUAUAUGUAAGCCUUUGGGGCAUUUUCUGAUUGUUGAUUGUUAUGGAAGAGCUCAGCCCACUGUGAGCAGUGCAGUCACCUAGGCGGGUGGUCCUGGGUACUGUAAGAAAGUAGGCUGCUGGGUGGUGAUGGUGCACACCUUUAAUACCAGCACUCUGGAGGCAGAGACAGGCCGUGCAAAGUCAGCCUGGUCUACA
Molecule: messenger RNA, 2271 nt
Organism: Microtus ochrogaster (prairie vole)
Lineage: Eukaryota; Metazoa; Chordata; Mammalia; Rodentia; Cricetidae
Gene: Ctu1
Product: cytosolic thiouridylase subunit 1
Biological process (GO): tRNA wobble position uridine thiolation
Cellular component (GO): cytosolic tRNA wobble base thiouridylase complex; mitochondrion
Molecular function (GO): tRNA binding
Source: RefSeq, a predicted model, not a curated record